AAAAUAACAGUCUAGUUUUGAAACGCAAACGAAACGGUUGAAAAAUAUCCAGUGAAAUUGGAAUAAAUAAAAAGAAAUCGUAUAAAAUUAAAAAAAAAAUCAAAAUAAAAUAUAAUAAAAUGCCUUUAAAAAAGAAAGACGAUUAUAUACCCAUUAAAUGUGAGGGUUGGAAUGGUAAAUUUGUUUAUCCACCCGGUUCUACAAAUAAUGUAUCAAAAGUACGGCGUUACAAUCAAAAUAUUACCGAUACUCAAAAUUUCUAUGGUUAUUGUAAUGAACCUAUAAUUUUGCCCACUGAGUGGGAUGGCACCUUCAAAAAAAGUGGUGAAGUUUUAAUGCAACAGGAACGUAAUCGUUCAGAUGAUUCCAAAUACUUUCAAUACAAUACCGAACCCACCAUUUUGCCUACUUCUUGGAAUGGUGAAUUCCAGACAGAUCCCAACGAUGUGCGCAUAUUACCCGAAAGGAAUUUCUCCGAUCCCCGUGAUUAUGCUGAAGCUAAUCGUUUCAAGCGUGUUAAUUAGAUAUUGACUGUAAGGCAAGCUAAAACUCAGCAAAUUUUUAAGUUCAUGAAUAACAUAUAUACGACAUCUAAUUUAUAUACUAAUGGGAAUAUUGAAAAUUUGUUUUUAAUUAAAACAUGUUUCUGUUUGUUACUUUUUUUGUUUAAAUCAUUAGUUUAUUAUUAGAUUUUAACCUAACAUGAUGUAGUUUUUAAGACAAAUUAUUUAUUUUUAUUUUUUUUUAAAUUA
Messenger RNA from Lucilia cuprina (Australian sheep blowfly), 752 nucleotides. RefSeq lists its product as uncharacterized. The record is from RefSeq and is a predicted model, not a curated record. Lineage: Eukaryota; Metazoa; Arthropoda; Insecta; Diptera; Calliphoridae. Bases 120 to 524 code for a protein of 134 amino acids. The transcript has a single exon.